Cantharellus anzutake is the source of this 5423-nucleotide messenger RNA. Its product is annotated as 1,3-beta-glucan synthase. The transcript has 14 exons. Bases 119 to 5290 code for a protein of 1723 amino acids. The record is from RefSeq and is a predicted model, not a curated record. Gene Ontology annotation, molecular function: 1,3-beta-D-glucan synthase activity. Gene Ontology annotation, cellular component: plasma membrane; 1,3-beta-D-glucan synthase complex. NCBI's taxonomy places the organism in Eukaryota, Fungi, Basidiomycota, Agaricomycetes, Cantharellales, Hydnaceae. Gene Ontology annotation, biological process: fungal-type cell wall polysaccharide biosynthetic process; (1->3)-beta-D-glucan biosynthetic process.
CCGAAUUGUUUGCAUCCGAUCUGGGCCAACACAAACACAACAACCUUUAUCCUCAUCAUUCCGCUUAAUCAACUUUCGCCAGUCAAUCUUGCGUCGAGCAAGGCUGCUCGCGUGCGCAAUGUCGCAGGAGCAGCAUAUGUUUGGGGCAAGGCCUCAACCUCCACCGCCAUCAAAUUCAUACGUUCCCCGACAGCAAGAAUAUGACGACCGUCUGCAGCAACAACCGUUCUACACAGGAUCUACCACUCACCUUAUGAAUCCUAGUGUCCAACAAUUCCAAGAUUAUGAAUCCAACCAUAGUCGCCCUGAGCUCUCUCUUCCCGAGACAAAUCCAUUUUUUCAACCAAGUGAGCAUUCAGCGGCGCCUUCCUAUGACUCGCACUCGGAAGGCCCGCCCGCCUUUGGGUCGGGGACGGUGGAACCUUAUCCAGCGUGGACCACCGAGCGCCAGGUCCCACUCUCAACCGAGGAAAUCGAAGACACGCUUUGGGACUUGCAAACAAAGUUUGGUUUUCAGCGAGAGUCAAUGCGGAACGUUUUUGACUUCCUGAUGCAACUGCUAGACAGUCGCGCAUCACGAAUGACACCCAAACAGGCCCUUGCAACCAUUCAUGCUGAUUAUAUCGGGGGUCCUCAUGCUAACUAUCGGAAAUGGUACUUUGCCGCCCAACUUGAUCUUGACGACUCUAUCGGUCGGGCAAAUAAUCCAGGGUUGCAACGGGCGAAAACCAUCGUUAAAGGCGCCCAGCCGGAUUCGAAACUCAUAGCUGCAAUUGAUCGUUGGCGUUCUGCAAUGAACAACAUGAGUGACUAUGACCGUCUUCGACAGGUUGCUCUUUUUCUCCUAUGCUGGGGCGAAGCAGCGAACGUGCGCUUUGUACCUGAAUGCCUUUGCUUCAUUUUCAAAUGCGCGGACGAUUAUUACCAAGAGGUUCCCGAGGGUCGUUAUUUGAGCAACGUGAUUAAGCCACUUUACACCUUUCUCCGUGAUCAGGGAUACGAGGUUAACGACGGCAAAUUUGUUCGGCGGGAAAAGGAUCACGCUGAGAUUAUUGGAUAUGACGAUGUUAAUCAACUUUUCUGGUAUCCAGAGGGUCUAGGGCGCAUUGUGCUCAGAGACAGGUCUCGAUUAAUUGACACGUCACAAGCCCAACGAUUUCUUAAAUUCGACAGAAUAGAUUGGCAGGCCACAUUCUUUAAAACUUACUAUGAGAAGCGCUCAUACAGACAACUUGCCGUUCACUUCAACCGUAUAUGGGUCCUUCACAUCGCCGUUUUCUGCUAUUUCGUUGCCUAUAACUCCCAGGUUAUGUACAGGAAAUUUGAUGGGACGGAGCCGACACCUGCCAUGAUUUGGUCGGCAUCAGCGCUUGGAGGGGGUAUUGCCACUCUUAUCAUGAUUAUCGCCACUCUUUGUGAAUUCACCCUCGUGCCAACUACAUGGCACAACGCGUCACAUCUUUCGACCCGGCUGUUAUUUCUGUUAGCAACUUUGGCGCUUACUGCUGGACCAUCUAUCUGGGUCGUUAUUAUAGACGCAGGUAGAACAACAAGCAAAAUACCUCUCAUUAUCGGUGUCCUUCAAUUCCUCAUCUCGGCUGUUGUAACCGCUGCUUUUGGCAUUAUCCCUUCUGGGCGAAUGUUUGGUGAUCGAGUUUCGAGCAAAUCACGGAAAUAUUUGGCCAGUCAGACUUUCACUGCAAGUUACCCGGCUCUGGACAGCACGUCGCGGACAGCAUCUUACAUUCUAUGGGUCCUCGUUUUUGGGUGCAAAUUCGUGGAAUCCUACUUUUUCCUGAUUCUAUCAUUCAAAAAUCCCAUCACCGUGAUGGUUGGAAUGAAGAUUCAACGGUGCUCGGACAAAAUCCUUGGUAGUCUUCUGUGCGCGAAUCACGCUACAUUUACAUUGGCUCUGAUGUUUGUGACGGACCUCCUUCUCUUUUUCUUGGAUACGUAUCUUUGGUACAUCAUCUGGAAUACGGUGUUCAGUAUUGGCCGCUCCUUUGCCUUGGGCUUGUCUAUCUGGACUCCAUGGUCGGAGAUUUUUACACGGUUGCCGAAACGGAUUUACGCGAAACUUCUGGCUACAGGAGAUAUGGAGGUGAAAUACAAACCCAAGGUCCUCGUUUCUCAAAUCUGGAACGCAAUUGUCAUAUCUAUGUAUCGGGAACAUUUACUCUCCAUCGAACACGUCCAACGUCUGCUAUAUCAUCAGGUCCAAGGCCCAGAUGGGAGAAGAACGCUUCGUGCACCACCAUUCUUCCUCUCAUAUAGUGAUUCCCAAUACAAAGGGAAAUUCUACCCUCUGGGUAGCGAAGCAGAACGGCGAAUUUCAUUCUUUGCACAGUCCCUCACUACCGCCAUUCCUGAGCCCCUUCCUGUGGACGCCAUGCCAACUUUCACCGUUCUUACUCCGCACUAUUCCGAAAAAAUUCUGUUGUCCUUACGAGAAAUCAUUCGCGAGGAGGAUCAAAAUACUCGCGUCACGUUGUUAGAGUAUUUGAAGCAACUCCAUCCGAUCGAAUGGGACAACUUCGUUAAGGAUACAAAAAUCUUGUCUGAGGAAGAAGCCCAAUCAGAAGGGCAGGACCUUUCUGAAAAAUCCUCCCAAGGCAAGGCGGACGAUUUGCCCUUUUACUGCAUUGGGUUCAAGAGUUCAUCGCCGGAAUACACACUCCGCACGCGAAUCUGGGCAUCGUUGCGAGCUCAAACAUUAUACCGCACCGUUUCGGGUAUGAUGAACUACGCGAAAGCGAUCAAACUUCUUUACCGAGUCGAGAACCCUGAAGUGGUUCGACUGUACGGUGGCAAUACGGACAAAUUGGAAGAAGAGCUCGAGCGUAUGGCGAGGCGGAAAUUUAGGUUUUGUGUUUCGAUGCAACGGUACUCCAAGUUCAACAAGGAGGAAAUGGAGAAUGCGGAGUUUUUACUUCGUGCUUAUCCUGACCUACAAAUCGCCUACCUCGAUGAAGAACCAUCCAAGGUUAAAGGUGGUGAAACCCGUUUGUUUUCUGCACUUAUCGAUGGUCAUUCGGAGGUCAUACCUGAAACUGGGAGGCGUAAGCCCAAAUUUCGGGUGGAGCUGCCUGGUAACCCCAUUUUGGGCGAUGGGAAAUCGGAUAACCAAAAUCAUGCCAUCAUCUUCUACCGCGGGGAGUUCCUGCAGCUCAUAGAUGCGAAUCAGGACAAUUACCUCGAAGAGUGCCUCAAAAUUCGUAACGUGCUCGGCGAGUUUGAGACGUAUAAUCUAUCUCAGCAAAACCCGUAUGCCCAGUGGGGUCAAAAGGAGUUCUCGAAGGCGCCCUAUAUCUUCUCCGAGAACAUUGGUAUCCUCGGUGACAUUGCCGCUGGAAAAGAACAAACCUUUGGUACUCUUACCGCCCGAGCGUUAGCUUGGGUCGGUGGAAAGCUUCACUAUGGUCAUCCGGAUUUCAUCAAUGCGACUUUCAUGAACACUCGUGGAGGGAUUUCCAAAGCACAGAAAGGCCUUCAUCUCAACGAAGAUAUUUUCGCUGGCAUGAAUGCAUUCGCGCGCGGGGGAUGCAUCAAGCAAUCGGAGUACUAUCAGUGUGGAAAAGGGCGAGAUCUUGGUUUCGGUACUAUCCUAAAUUUCCAGACCAAGAUUGGUACUGGUAUGGGCGAGCAAAUGCUCAGUCGGGAAUAUUAUUACCUUGGUACUCAACUACCUAUCGACCGCUUCUUGACGUUCUACUACGGCCAUCCUGGAUUCCAUAUCAACAAUAUCUUGGUCAUCAAAUCUGUGGAAAUAUUCAUUGUGGUUCUUGUCUUCCUUGGCACUUUAAACAAGCAGCUCACCAUUUGCCAGUACAACUCUCAAGGAAAUCUUAUCGGAGGACAGCAAGGGUGCUACAAUCUUGUCCCCGUAUUUGAUUGGAUUCGCCGGUGUAUUGUCAGUAUCUUCCUCGUAUUCUUUAUUGCGUUCUUGCCGCUGUUCCUCCAAGAACUCGUGGAGAGAGGAACAGGCAGUGCUCUUGUUCGCCUCGCAAAACACUUUCUGUCAUUGUCCCCGAUUUUCGAAGUGUUUUCUACACAGAUCUAUACGAACUCCAUCCUUUCUAACUUGACCUUCGGAGGUGCUCGUUACAUCGCUACUGGCCGAGGUUUUGCCACAACCCGAAUCUCUUUCGCUAUCCUGUACUCGCGAUUCGCCGGCCCAAGUAUUUACAUGGGCAUGCGUAUUCUUAUCAUGCUCCUGUACGCCACCAUGGCGAUUUGGAUGCCACACCUUGUCUAUUUCUGGGUCUCGGUACUGGCCCUCUGCAUCGCCCCAUUCGUCUUCAACCCUCAUCAAUUUUCCUUUGCGGACUUCAUUAUCGACUACCGCGAAUUCUUGCGCUGGAUGUCUCGAGGAAAUUCCCGCUCACACGCCAACUCAUGGAUUGGAUACUGUCGAUUAUCCCGAACACAAAUCACAGGUUUCAAGAAGAAGCGUCUUGGACAUCCCUCUGAAAAGCUCUCAGGAGAUGUUCCGCGCGCGAGCUUCCGAGCUCGUCUUAUUUCAGAGAUCCUUAUUCCAUGGCUUGGCGCGUUCAUGUUUGCGCUUUGUUAUAUGUUCGUCAAGUCUUUCCCAACCAAAGGCAGCAAUCCCAACACCAGUCCAAUAAUCCGACUCCUAGUUGUCUCAGUUGGGCCUCUUGCAUGGAAUGCGGUAGUUUUAAUCGCCCUUUUCGUCGUAUCGGUAACAAUGGGACCUAUGCUCAACUCUUGUUGUGUGAGGUUUGGAUCAGUGAUGGCGUCCAUUGCUCACGGAUUGGCGCUCUUCGGUUCGUUCGGUUUGUGGUUCCUUGAGCUUUGGGAUGCAUCACAUGCGGUCCUUGGUGUUAUCGCUACCAUCGCUAUUCAGCGGGCGAUUCAGAAGUUCUUGAUUGGUUUCUGCAUUACCCGUGAGUUUAAACACGAUGAAACGAAUCAAGCUUGGUGGACUGGAAAAUGGAUCGGACGAGGGUUUGGCGCACACAUCAUGUCUCAACCGGCUCGUGAAUUUUUAGUCAAGAUUGUGGAACUAUCGUUAUGGAGUGGUGACAUGCUUCUGGCUCACUUCCUUCUGCUCAUUCUCACCCCACCCGUCCUUAUCCCUUACAUUGACCGUGUCCACGCUACCAUCUGGUUACGACCGUCGAAGCAGAUCCGAGCUCCCCUUUACUCCAUGAAACAGAAACGACAGCGCCUAUACGUGAUCGCGAUGUCUAUCGUUAUUGGAGCAAUAGCACUGCCUGCUAUCUUUAGAAGUACGGUUCGCCUCAACUGCACGGUCUGCACGCGGCUGUGAGAUGCCCGCAUUCAUCACUUUUGCAUGUUUAUGGACAUUCGUUUCCUUGCACGCAUUUUACACAUCAUCUUUGUAUUUGAUUAAUUUUGCACUUUUGUCUCGAGGACAGUCGGCCAAUCUUAUACCAUUCUGG